AUAACGCCAAUUUCUACUCGCCAACCUAUAGGUAAGACCCAUAUCACGGGGCACAUCACGGGUCUGACACCCGGCCCCCACGGGUUCCAUAUCCACCAGACAGGCAACCUCACCGAGGGCUGCAAGUCAACCGGCGGCCACUAUAACCCUUUCGAGCGCGUGCACGGUGCUCCCCAUGACCACGUUCGCCAUGUCGGUGACUUGGGUAACAUCGUGGCAAACGAGAGAGGCGAGGCCCUUGUGGACAUAACGGACCACCAGGUGACAUUGGUGGGACCCAACAGCGUCGUGGGACGAGCCUUCGUCGUGCAUGAGGGUCGCGACGACUUGGGACAAGGAGGACACGAGACCAGCAAGACCACAGGCAACGCUGGCGGCAGAGUUGGAUGCGGAGUCAUUGCUAGAGCUUGAACUUCAGACGGCGAGGAUUUAAAAACUAUUGACGAUAAUUUUGAAUUAGGUAUAUUUUUUGACGACAAAAGGUUUAGGUUUUGACGACAGUAUUGGGUCACUCAUUCUGACAUAGAAUCGAGAAUGACCUAAUAUAAAAUAUAAUAAAUAAUAUGAAACGACUUGAGAAAGAAACAACAAUCAAUAGUUGAAUUGAUAAUGCCGUGUUCGACUGUUGGCUCCAUAAGACUAACCGAAGCAAGUUACCAACCAAUGCGACCAGUUGAUUUUUAGCACAGCUUGUUGUUGAUUAGAUUCGAAACAUCAAAGUAAUUCCAUGGUUUGGUAUUAUGCAAGUCACAGUGGCAUCAGUGUUAUCUGCUCCACUCAACUUAGCCGUUUCUCUCAUCAAAUGAAGUUGAUAUUUGAUUAAAAAUGAUUUGAGACAAA
Molecule: messenger RNA, 840 nt
Organism: Hyalella azteca
Lineage: Eukaryota; Metazoa; Arthropoda; Malacostraca; Amphipoda; Hyalellidae
Product: superoxide dismutase [Cu-Zn]
Exons: 2
Biological process (GO): removal of superoxide radicals
Molecular function (GO): superoxide dismutase activity; copper ion binding
Source: RefSeq, a predicted model, not a curated record